UAAUAUUUUGUAAAUGUCAAAAACAGCUGUUAUGUGCCUUGCCUGUGUUUACUAAUUUAGGUUAUAAUAAAAUACUUGCCGUAUUCUUGCGGAAGCGGCUUUGUCAGCUCUUUUUCUCUUUUUUAAUUGCGCUGUGUAACUUUGUUACUAAGGUACCUGGUUAAAAUGAGUUGUAGUAAUUAUAAUCUAAUUAGUACUAGUGAUGUGCCGGAAGACCAGCCUGGAAACCACAAUACAAAAAUAUGCGGAAUAUGUAAUCUAAACACUAGCAAGUAUUGCUGCCCAAGAUGCGAAAUACUUUAUUGUUCAUUAGACUGCUAUAAAUCUGAAAGCCACACAAUAUGCUCUGAAGACUUCUACCGAGAUUGUGUCAAUGAGGAGUUAGCUAACCUCAAUGCUGAUGACGACACCAAAAAAAAAACUAUUGAAAUUCUGAAGAGAAUACAAAAUGGUGAGAACCUCGAAUUAGCUUAUGAUGAGAAUGAGGCAGCUGCAGACUCAGAUGAUGAGGUGGCAGAUGAUUUGGAACAGAGGAUAAAAGACUUGGACUUAAAUAAUGCAGAUGAGAUGUGGAACGUGCUAACAGAGGAUGAGAAAAAUGAAUUCCGGGCUUUAUGUAACGCUGGAGAUGUCACAUCUAUAAUACCACCAUGGGAGCCGUGGUGGAUGUACAGUAAGGAAGAAAAGUUAGUGGAAGAGGUCAAUGAAAAGAAUAUGGAAGAUGUGGAAGCUCUAAGGAAUUGUCCUGGUUUGAAACCUGUGGUUGAAUUUGGCAAACUAACUACAGUCCAGCCCUCAGCCACUAUCAAAAUGAACAUUGCCAAUGUCUUGACCGCUUAUGCUUUCAUAAUGAGGUACUUCAACGGAGAACUGGAACCUAUUGAAGGGACUAUUUGCUUCCUGAUGAUUUGUGGAAAUCUGGGCUCAAACACAAACUAUGAUGAUUUGGCUACUGCUGUCGAAUCGGUGGCACAGAAAUGUUUGCAGACUGAAUUCAUUGAGACUGAUAAAGAGAGCUUAGAAGUAAUGAAACACGACACUUUUCUCAUAUUACAAGGGCCAAGCCACGACAACAGAGAUCACUACAGCAAAGCCGCCUUGUCCCAUUUACACAAAGUAUUUGGUGAGGCGAAGAAAACCGAAAAAGGGGACAAAAAGUCAAAAGAAGUAAACAAAAACGAAUUCUCCAAAAUAUUCCCAGAUCACAAACAGGAGCAUCUUCCAAAAUUAGAAGUCGUUAAACUGAAGAAAUGUAUGAAAAAGCUAGAGUUUUAUUUGUCAUAUAUCGAAAGUUAUGGAAUGGACUUUGAAUAAUAGUUUAAUAUUUUAUUUGCUGUAGCAGUUAUAACGAGCAAACUUCUUUUGUGUCUCGUUGAGCGUCCGCGAAAGUGUUAUGGAUAAUCUGAGUCAACUAAAAUAAAAAUGAAUAUACUUACAAAUC
This is a messenger RNA of Plodia interpunctella (Indianmeal moth), 1441 nucleotides long. RefSeq lists its product as uncharacterized. NCBI's taxonomy places the organism in Eukaryota, Metazoa, Arthropoda, Insecta, Lepidoptera, Pyralidae. The record is from RefSeq and is a predicted model, not a curated record. The transcript has 4 exons. Bases 166 to 1314 code for a protein of 382 amino acids.